Molecule: messenger RNA, 3901 nt
Organism: Monopterus albus (swamp eel)
Lineage: Eukaryota; Metazoa; Chordata; Actinopteri; Synbranchiformes; Synbranchidae
Gene: mpi
Product: mannose phosphate isomerase
Exons: 8
Coding region: 57-1325 (422 amino acids)
Biological process (GO): carbohydrate metabolic process; GDP-mannose biosynthetic process
Cellular component (GO): cytosol
Molecular function (GO): zinc ion binding; mannose-6-phosphate isomerase activity
Source: RefSeq, a predicted model, not a curated record
GAGUUACGAAGCCUAGUCGUGACGUCACGUCGCCAAAACGGACAGACGCUGCAGUCAUGGCGGAAGUGAGAGUGUUUCCUCUGACCUGUGCCGUGCAAAAUUAUGCAUGGGGGAAGAUUGGGCUGAGCAGCGAGGUGGCCAAACUGGUGGUUAGUGGAGACCCACUAGCUGUCAUAGAGGAUGGCAAGCCCUAUGCAGAGCUGUGGAUGGGUGCUCACCCAAAGGGUGAUGCCCAGAUUAAAGAUAACAGGAUCACACAGACCACGCUGGGCCAGUGGAUCGCCCACUUUCCUGCUUGCCUGGGCUCCAAGGUCAAAGACACCUUCCAGGGUCAGCUGCCCUUCCUUUUCAAAGUCCUUUCCGUCAAUACGGCUUUGUCCAUACAGGCCCACCCCAACAGGGACUUAGCUGCUCGUCUCCAUGCUCAGUUUCCAGAGCACUAUCCAGACAACAACCACAAGCCGGAGAUGGCCAUUGCACUCACCCGCUUCCAGGGUCUCUGUGGCUUCAGACCAGUGGAAGAGAUCCUGGGAUUCCUUAAAUGUGUCCCAGAGUUCCAUGCUCUGGUGGGAAACGAAGCAGCAGAAGAGCUGCGAUGCAGUGUGGGAGAUGUGGUCCGUACAAGCCAGGUGCUGAAGAAGUGCUUCACGAGGAUGAUGAAUUGUGAGAAGAAGGUGUUUGUAGACCAGCUCAACAUGUUGGUGAAGAGAGUCACUGAAGAGGGUGCAGCAGGGAAGGACACAUCGAGCAGCAACGGUGACCUUCUGCUCCGUCUCCAUUCCCAGUAUCCCGGAGACAUUGGCUGCUUCUCCAUCUACUUCCUCAACCAAGUGGUCCUGGAUCCAGGCCAGGCCAUGUUCCUGGGGGCCAAUGAGCCUCACGCUUACCUUUAUGGAGACUGUAUCGAGUGUAUGGCCUGCUCAGACAACACGGUGAGAGCCGGUCUCACACCAAAAUACAUCGAUGUUAACACGCUGUGUGAAAUGCUGAACUACAGUCCUGCCCCCGCCAGCUCCAAACUCUUCCCAUGUGUCCAGGACGCUUCAGACCCUUGUGUGUCCCUGUACGACCCCCCAGUGCCAGACUUCACCGUCAUGAGGAUACAGGUCCCAGCCUUGGUGAAGCAGUACACUGUGGCUCCAGUUGACAGCGCUAGCAUCCUCCUGAUCAUCGAAGGGGAUGCCACAGCAACCUCCGCCGCGGCACUCUCUGACAUCACACUGAGGCGGGGCACAGUCCUGUUUGUCUCAGCCAAUGAGAGCAUCUCCCUGCACAUCAUCUCUCAGUCAGGAAUGACCAUAUUUCGAGCCUGCUGCCUCCUGUGAGUCUGUUGCUGGCUGAAAACUCGUACUACCUGUUUGUUCCCUCUCUGGUUUGACUCAGCAAGGUCACUACAUUAUUGAUUGAGCCCAAUGGCUGACGUGCACUUUUUAGUAGGUAGUAUGCUGAAGGAGCUUUGAGACACAGGGUGUCGAUGCCUAUCCGUGCCUGCUGCCCAGACCAACCCAAAAUUAACCUUCCGACUGCUGUGUCACCUCUUUAUACCAGCAGCAGUGUUCUUCAGCUUUAAAAUCCAGCAGUAACCCAAAGCUGCUGGAUUUUAUUUGGUUUGGCUUUUUUUCCCCCCUGCCUGUAAUGGUGCAAGUACAAUUUCCCAUCCUUUCCAGGAAAAGGGAAGAAUGUACCCAUCCCAAAUUCUUGGUCAAUGCUGCACACAAUACUAGUGGCCAGUUUGUUAGAUACAUCUAGCUAAAUCUAAUGCAGUCUAAUCAAACAGUCCUGCACUACUGUUCCAGAGAGGUGUUGAUUCAACUGUAUAGUCAUUAUACAGACAGAUGUUUCCGUUAUGACCCGGACCCUACCUCUUGCCCAAUGUCAGAUGGGAUUGGCUCCAGCCUCCCAGCAACUCUAUUCAGGAAUAAGUGGUAUAGAUAAUGGAUGGAUGAAUGGAUGUUUGUUAUUCAGCCUAGCCUCAUUACUAUAAAUGGACUGGACAAAAUAAGAGAAACACCUGUCAGUAUAACAGCAGCACAAACUGCAGCCUGAUGAUCGUACAGUAUAAUCAACGACUCUUUAAAACAGAUUCAACAAAAACUGAUCGUCACCUUCCUGAAGGACUGUUGUAUUGGACUGCUGUAGCUUUAGCUCAGUGCACCUGAUGAACUGUCAACACUGUCUGCAACACCGAACAGCAGCAUAUAUAAAUAAAAUAAGUGCACAUAACACUGGAUCACCCUCAUUGUGUUACUUAUGAUGAAGGUCAAGUAAUGAAAAUGUAUUCUUGACCUUGGAAACCACAGUCAUCAAAACAGUGUCCUAAAGAUUAUUUAGUAGCUGAGCUGACAAUUUUAAAUUUGAAGACGUAGAAUUUCACAAUACAGGGGAAAAAAAUAAGAUCACAGGAUAUAAUGGAAAGAACCAGAACAUCCACUAAAUUAAUCUAGUAGUGGAGAUGUUUUUAAAAAAAGAUUUUUUCUUGAUAACUGACCAAGCUCAGCAUCUGAUAAAGGCCAUGAAUGUGUGUUUUCUUACUAGGAGCUGUUCAGUGCUGUGGACAUUCUUACUUUUCAUUCUAAGUAUAACUGUAGAGUCUUAUUUUUCAGUCUGAAAUAAAGAUGGCACAGACUAACAGCAACUUAUUCAAACAGCAGGGUGGGGGAUAUGUUUACACUGGUGCAGUACAGCUCCAGUACUACGGUGCUGAGGACUGAGCAUGUCUGUUUAAUAAGCCAGCAGUCGUCUUCCCCCAGGGUCACUGGUGCAACUACCUGUUUUAUCAUUUUAACUUUAGCUUCAACGACACCUUUGGGAAAAAUCCACUGUUAGUAUAUCAACAGUUGAGAGUAUAUAGUUAAUGCUGAGAUGCCUGUGCAUGUUUGAUUUAGAGUAGUAAUACUGGGGAGGGACUUCUUGACUGUGAUAAUGUGACAGCAGUUGAAUCUGAAUGAGUUUACUGCCUUUAAACUGUUACCAGUGCAUGUUUAGGAUGUGGAAACUUCUCAUCAAAGUAGUGAAUGAUUAAAACAGAAGCAAGCAAGACGGGCCACUGCCUAGAUCCAUCCCAUGAAGCAUGACUACAUGGGAAUCAGGAAUGCAUAGUGAUUAAAACUCCUACUCCUAUAUAAUUACCUCUGGCAAAUGUUUUUUUCAUGACAUAACUCAAAAAAUUAUGACUGGAUUUUGAUUAAAUCACACAGAACUAUCAGAUGUUGGUGGUGAUCCAGGUUUUUUUAAAAUUUUUUUUAAUUCUUCACCAUUGUGAGGUAGGACCAGUUUCAACAGUUUUGCUUCCAAUUCCAUACAUAACGCCUACAAUUCUUGGACAACAGUCGUGAGACAACAUCCCCACAAGAUCUACCGCACACCAAAAUACGACCCAGAUCCAAGUAAUAUUCCAGAUCUGCUGAUCCAGAAUGUUCCCAUUUAUAGAGCGCACAGAAAACGAAUAAUGCUACAGACGUGCAACUGAGAUCAAAUUCUAGCUGAAACACUGCUGAUUCAGUAAAGCGUCAACAGAUUUGACGUAUCGUCAAAAGUUACUGAACUAGAUACUGAAGAAAACCGCCAUUACUGAAAUAUUGUUUUCCUUUAAUAACAUUCAAACUGAUAUCAACGUUGGUUCCAAAUACCAGGGGUAGGUUUUCAUGGUCUAGGUGUCAUAUGAGGGUCAAACUAUCAUGGGAAUUUUACUUUUGGGUGUAGUGGCAUUAUGGGGAAACUGGGCAGCCUUGGUGGAGGUUUGCUCUCUGAGUGCUGUCUAGUUAAAAUGCUGCUUGUUGCACACUUGCAUAACAUGAAUGAAGGCUGAUAACUUCUCCACAUCUUAUACAGUACUACAAUAAAAUGCUGCAUUCAGUUUUAUAGUAUUAUAGGAAUAAACAUGUCUGUAUUUGAAACCAAA